Messenger RNA from Copidosoma floridanum, 954 nucleotides. It is a transcript of the gene Tim10, whose product is annotated as translocase of inner membrane 10. Gene Ontology annotation, cellular component: mitochondrial inner membrane. The record is from RefSeq and is a predicted model, not a curated record. Lineage: Eukaryota; Metazoa; Arthropoda; Insecta; Hymenoptera; Encyrtidae. Gene Ontology annotation, biological process: protein insertion into mitochondrial inner membrane.
ACUCUCGGCAGUCGAUAUAUCUGCGAUACUCAACAACACAAUACACGUGAGUUUCAUGUCGUAAUUGCAUGAAAAAAAAUUUUCUACAAAAUUAAUAUCAUUACAUAGAGUAAUAUUAAGUACAACAAAGACUGACUUACUAUGCAAACAUUCACGAAAAUUGCAAUUGGAUGGUAGGGCAUUUGCGGUAACCAUUGGGUUAUACUCUUUUUAUCUAUCAAAACAAUACGUAGACUCUCACAGAUAUGAGGCAAUGAAAGCCAGACAACGUAUUGCCACCGCAGCUGAUGAUCCUAGUAAAACAGUCAGACCAGUGCCAGAGCAAUUCCGACAUUAAAUUAAGUAAAUUGAUUUCGAGAGCUGAAUGCAACUUUUUUGAAAUUUGAAAAAAAGAAGGUAGCGAUAAACAAAAUGGCCCAACUACCACCGUUAGACGAAGAAAAGUUGAAGAUGGUUCAAAAUUUGGAGAUUGAAAUGAUGUCAGAUAUGUACAAUCGGAUGACAUCAGCUUGUCACAGAAAGUGCAUUGCUCCCAGCUAUUCAGAACCAGAAUUGGGUAAAGGUGAAGCAGUUUGUAUUGACAGGUGCGUUGCAAAGUAUCUCGAUGUUCAUGAAAGAAUUGGCAAAAAGUUAACUCAGAUAUCAAUGCAAGAUCAAAAUCUUGCUGGUGGUGUGCAACCUGGUGUCAAGCCAGGAUAAAUGUAUAAAACACCUGGUGGUUAAGACAAGUGUUUUAGUGGCGACAUGUGUUUCAAUUUUUUUAACUUGUGGAACUACAUUUCAUGUGCAUUUAACUUUCUCUUUUCAUUCUUCUAAUGUAAAAAUCUCAUGUUAGAAUAAUUGAAACACAUGAAUAAUUGAUGUAUGAACAUUAUCACACAGUUGAGAACAGAGUUUUGUUAGACCAAAUGUAAUCUUUUUACUUUACCAAAAUAUUGUUAAUUAAAAAGUACA